AAGACACACAGUGCACAUGCGCAGUUCACUCCCUGCUCCAAAGGGAAUCAUCGAGCUCCUUCAUCGCUCCCGAGUACCGACCUUUUUCCCUGUUCAUGAACUGGAUUCAAUCGUUUUGCUAUCCUCGUAAUGGACUCUCAGAAAGAUGCCUUACAGAGGAUAAUCGCCACAUUAGCAAACAAAAAUGAGGAGCUCCAUAAUUUCAUUGAAACGCUGAAUCACACUUUAGAUCGGGUUCAGGUCAACUCUACACAGGUGGUGUCGGAUUUGGAGGAGGAAUUCGACACGCUGUACUCUAUUCUGGAUGAGAUGAAGGAGAGCAUGACGAGUACCAUCAAACAGGAGUCGCUCCGCAAAUCACACGAGCUGCAGAACCAGCUGACCCAGAGCACCAGUGCAUUAGAGAGCGCAGAAGAGCUGCUGGAGUUUGCCAAUAAUGCGCUGCACAUCUCAGACGAGGCCGAGUUCAGUAAGGCUGCCAAACAGAUCAAAGAUAGGGUGACGAUGGCUCCUGCUUUCCGCUUGACCAUGAAGCCCAAAGCCACAGAUAAUAUGACGCACAUGAUGGUGGAUUUCAGCCAGGAGAGACAGACUCUGCAGGCCCUCAAGUUCCUCCCAGUGCCGCGAGCUCCAGAGAUCAUGCUCAUAGACUGUGUGGUGAUGGACAACGAGGUGACGGUCAGCUGGAAAAUGCCAAUGGAGGACAACAAGAUUGACCAUUACAUCUUAGAGUACAGAAAAACCAACCACGAGGGUCUGCCGCGCGUAAAAGACGAGCAGUGCUGGGAGAAACUGGACAACAUCAGGACCACCGAACACACACUACAAGGGUUAAGAUUCGACUCCAAAUUCAUGAACUUCCGGGUACGAGCCUGUAACAAAGCAGCCGCUGGAGAUUAUUCAGACCCGGUCACAUUAGAAACCAGAGCGUUUAACUUCAGCUUUGACUCCUCGUCGUCUCAUCUGAACCUGAAGGUGGAGGAGCAAAGCGUUGAAUGGGAUCCGCAGGCGGGAAAAGCAUUGGACAGCAAAGGCAAGGGGAAGGAGAACAAGGGCAGUGCACAUAUCACCAAUCUGAAGAAUAUGUCCAGAAGUGGAACUCCAUCCCCGAAACGGACAUCAGUGACCCGUUCACCAGCCCCCAGAGGAGCCAGAGAUCGCUUCACCGGAGAGUCCUACACAGUACUGGGUGACACCAGUAUAGAGUCCGGCCAGCAUUACUGGGAAGUGAAGCCUCAGAAAGACUGUAAGUCCUACAGCGUUGGUUUGGCCUACAGAAACCUGGGCAAGUUUGACCAGCUGGGCAAAACCUGCACCUCCUGGUGUAUCCACGUCAACAACUGGCUGCAAAACUCAUUCGCUGCAAAACACAACAACAAGGCCAAGAAUCUGGACGUGCCGGUGCCGGACAGCAUAGGAGUCUACUGCGACUUUGAUCGGGGCCAACUUGCUUUCUAUAAUGCUGAAAACAAACAAUUGCUGCAUAUGUUCAAGAUGAAGUUCACACAACCUGUUGUGCCAGCUUUCAUGGUAUGUUUUUAUACUUGUUAUAUGCACAUGUAAA
This is a messenger RNA of Danio rerio (zebrafish), 1564 nucleotides long. Lineage: Eukaryota; Metazoa; Chordata; Actinopteri; Cypriniformes; Danionidae. The record is from RefSeq and is a predicted model, not a curated record.